Molecule: messenger RNA, 3708 nt
Organism: Paralichthys olivaceus (Japanese flounder)
Lineage: Eukaryota; Metazoa; Chordata; Actinopteri; Pleuronectiformes; Paralichthyidae
Product: ensconsin-like
Biological process (GO): microtubule cytoskeleton organization
Cellular component (GO): microtubule cytoskeleton
Source: RefSeq, a predicted model, not a curated record
GUCUCUGUGCGUGCCUUGGUCUUUGUUGGUUGGUUGUCUUAUUAUGUGGUCGUCUCACCACCCUGUCGUUGUGUCUCCUCCCUCAUUCCCUCAACCGAUCAAGGACGAACCUUUUGGCAAGGUGUUGGAUGUUUAAGCACGAGAACCAGGAGCUGGAGCAUCAGCAUGUGCGAGGGACACAUCACCCAAAUGGAGGCUGACCAGAAGCUGUGCUCGAGAACAGCCAGGAUGCACUUUUCUCAGGAGUUUCUUGAAAUAAGGACUGGGAGCAGUAACACAGACCAGCAUUAUGUACCAACCUCUGCUGGCACCAAAAGAAACCUGGAAUCCCUUUGAGGAUGUGAACCAGCUCAGUGAUGCCCAUGAGACACUGGACUCGUCCACUGGUGGUGAGACCUCACAGCAUUCAGAAGGAAAUACCUCCAUCUAAUGGUCAGACCAUUCAAUUCAAAGGAAGAAUCACGAGGGGAGGGGGAAAAAAUUACAUCUUCCCCACAUCUCUCGAGGAUACAGCAUCAGAGCAAGAAACGCUGCAUCCCUCCAUCCAGCAGGCAGUAAGGAGGGGGAGUUAAAGUGACACAGCUAUAUUCUGUGGAAGUAAAGCAGAGCAGCUCACAAGGGGGAUAUCUUUUUAUAGACAAGACUCAUUGAGGGUCAGAAUCUCUCCAGUCCUCCUUAACCUCUGAGGAGACUGGUGUGACUCUUCUUUUGUGGAUAUUGAUUUCGCUUUGAUAAUCUCCAGCUCACUGAAAAGGGGUUAGACCGGAAGCUUUGUUUGUUGGCUUUUCACUGUACUGGUUUGUGAGGCACAGAUGGACAAGCAGCUGAUGCAGGAGGCAGCUCCCUGCACAGCUCACUCUGCAAGCGAGAACCUGAAGGCAUCUUGAAAUAGAAAUUCAAAAGGAGGAGGAAGAGCAGCAGCAGGAGGAGGAGGAGGAGAGAGAUAGAGGCAGGAGGGGUUUUGAGUGAGAGCAUUGGUAUGCCAGGCUCAAUACCUAGCAUGGCUGUGCAGAAGAAACAGAGUGGCAUCCCUCCAUCGCAGGGACCACUGUCUACACGUACCAUCGAGAGCCAGAGGAAGGGGAAUGGAUUUGAGAGGACGGGAGAGAAUGGCUCUUAUAUCAGACCAAAUUCUCUGCCAAAGAAAGCAGCUCUGUCUGUCAACAAGUCGCCGCAAAUCCUCAACACCUUAGCUGCGCGGGCCGCUGCAGCGGCUAAUGGACUGAAUGUUGAUGAGAGGCUCAAAGCAGCACGAGAAAGAAGAGAGGAGCAGGAGAAGUUACUCGCCUCUCGGGAGCUGAGCAGGUUGGAGCGGGAGCAGCGGGCCCGGCGAUACCAUCAACAGCAAGUGGAGGAACGCAACAAAAAGAUCCUGGAACAGAGGCACAGAGAGGAGAGGAGGCGCGCUGCUGUGGAGGAGAAGCGCAGGCAGAGGCUGCAGGAGGAGAAAGAGCGAUAUGAAUCUGCAGUGCGCAAGACGCUGCAGAAGAGCCAACGGGCCCAACAGAAUUUCAGCCAAAACCCAAGGGGGAGGAAGCUGACCAAGAAUGUUCCACACCGCUUACCCCUGACACCAUGGGAGAAGAACUUGGUCAGUCGCCUCCUUACCCCCACUUGCUCUUAUCUGGCCAGGAGCAAGAGUGCUGGUUGUCAGUCAGGAGAAGAAGUUGUCCAUGUUUGUCGCCGUGCAGUUUCAUUCCACUCCAUGAACACCACCACCACCACCACCUUCUCCACUCCUCUCAAACCCCAGCACCACUCUGGUUCACUCCAAAAGAGGCCAUCUGCCUCCCCAAGUCCCAACAACAGAAGCUUCCAUCUGGCACAGAAUAAAAAUGUAAAACAGCAAGAGGCCAUUAAGACGCCAGUGAGUAAGAAGAAAUCAAGCAUUGGCUCAAAUAUCAGAUCCGUCAACACCAAUGUGAAACCAGCCACAGUGACAGAAAGCAGAAAAGCCUCACCCUCACCAGAUCGGACUCCUCCAAGAUCAGUCAGCAGACACUCAACUCCGCUGCAGAUCGAGCUCCCAUCAGUCCCCGAGGAGGAUGCUGCUGUUUGCCGCUCUGUCCUCGCUCCUGGUAACUCGAGGCCUGUCAGGACAUCAUCUGGAGGUCGCAAGGAGAAAACGAGGAGUCAAACACCAGCACCAGUGACUCCCCGUCUGAACCUGCCCAGCAAAGCUCCUACAACCACACCAGUGAGAGAAAGAAGUCCUUCCCAUAGGCCUCCUCAUCCAUCCCCCCAGCCUCCUGAAGUCAUGAGCAGGCCCUCAGCUGGAACCACAGACCCAGAGGCCGCCUCACGUCUCCUGGCUGAAAAGAGGAGAGAGGCCAGGCUACAGCGGGAGAGAGAGGAGCAGGAGCGUCUGCAGAGAGAGGAGGCGAGAGAGGAGGCAGAAAGGCGCAGUCGUGAAGAAGCGGAGCACAGGAGGGCAGAGGAGCGAGCACAACAGCAGGCUGAAGCUCAGCGUCUGAUAGAGGAGAAGAGGAGGAGGGAGGAGGAAGAGCAGAGACGAGCCGAGGAGGAGAGAGCUCAGGCCAUGAGGGAAGCUGCCCUCCUGCAGAAACAGAGAGAGGAGGAGGAAGCCAGGGAGAGGGCGAAGGCAGAGAAGCUGAAACAAGAGCGAGAGAUGCUCGCACAAAAAGAAGAGGCAGACCGUCAAGAUAGAAAAAAGCGACUUGAGGAGAUCAUGCGGAGAACCAGAAGGACAGAUUCUCCAGAUACGAGGUCCUCACCAGUCAGGCUCUUACCAACUGCAGCCAAACCAAAGGAAAACACAGAGCCUGUGCACAAUGGCACCAUAGAACAUGUCGUGAAGUUGCCAGUGGGCACCAAGUCUGCACAGCUGGAGCUAAACAACGAGGAGGAGGUGGUACCUGUUGUGGCCUUCAAAGAACGCAGGUCUCUCCGAACGCUCACAGGCCUGGAGGAAAUCCAGACCCACCAACGAGCAGAGGUCAUCUGAGCGUCCGCAAAGUGGCCAGAAGUUCAAACACUUUGUUGGAGAAGCUGCGUUCUCUCUGUGAAAGAUAGGAUUUCCUGCAAUACAGCACCUUGAACGAGCAUGUAAAACUGCCUCAUUGAGGUCAUCAGCAUUUGGUCACUUUUCUGCGUGUACCCAGUGGCACAAUUGUUGGACGAGUUAGAUAAGAAUUUAUUUAGUGCAGCAGGUUUCUGAACUAAUAAAUAUCUGACAAGUAGAAGUAGAAAGCGGUGAUGAUAGGUUGCUGGCAAAUGCAGUUAGUCAGUUAUGGAAAGUGUUGCCUCUGUGAAAUAAUAGGAUUAGCCACUUUAACAAUCACAACAUAUGUUAGCCAUAUGCUAUCUGCUUAUUCCUGAUAUUUCUUGCACUUUUCCUUCCUCGGUUUCGUCGCUGUGGAAUUAGAAUAGCUUGAGGCACUGUUUAUGCUAAGAACACAAGAGUUAGGAGUGUUAGUGAAAGUUCCUUUCCUGCAUAAAUUCCUAUCUUAUUGAUUUUGUGAAGAUAUAGCAAUUGCAUAUUUCAAAGCUGCUACGGACUUAGUCUCCAGAGACAUUGCUUCAGUUUUGUGAGUGAUGUUUUAGUUGAUACGAUGCACAAAGCGUUUAUUGCACUGACAGUUGCUAUGUUUAAUAUCUUGCAAAUCACUUUACGAAGCAAAGUUUGAGAUCUAAAGGUUAAGUGAGUGAGUUUAUGAUAAAAGCAUAUAAAAACGAAUAUAUCUGAUC